AUGAUGCGUACGAUUCCGACUCUGAGGAGUAUGCUGGUUCAUCUACUGACAGUGAUGACAACGACUCCAGCGACGCAUGCAUUGCGCAAAGGCGCGUUUUGUAACAGGGGACAGGUUUUGCACCAGCAAAUGACGUGCCUGUUCUGGAAACACUGUGUGUAUUUUCGGAGAAUAGAUUGGAGUUCUCGCCUGUCGACUUCUGCAAGUGGUAUAGUUCUGUGCGAGCGUGCAACCAUAGCUAAAGUCACUGGCCAGAAAUUCAAACAGGGUUUGGGUUGUUCAAUGCUAAUUGGGGUGAUUGCAUAUUCUUGAAUAUGACUUUUUUGGAAGAAGAGCUUGGCUGUUAGUUCAGUAUCUUGCACAAUAUCACGAAAUCUCUUCUUCUUAUUGCGAUCUAACCUUUGCUGCCAACUUGACAAUGACGUGAGUGAUGACGAUAAGAAAAGGGAGAGACUUUGA
Molecule: messenger RNA, 459 nt
Organism: Ixodes scapularis (black-legged tick)
Lineage: Eukaryota; Metazoa; Arthropoda; Arachnida; Ixodida; Ixodidae
Exons: 2
Source: RefSeq, a predicted model, not a curated record